AUGGCGGAAGACGCGACGGCCCCCCGCAAGAGGACGUUCCGCACGUUCACUUACCGCGGCGUCGACUUGGAGAAGUUGGUUACGCUUCCUCUUGACAAGCUGGUAGAUCUGUUUCGAGCUCGCCAGCGCCGCAAGUUUAGUCGCGGCAUCAACCAGAAGGCGUUGCCGCUUAUGAACAAGUUGAGGAACGCUAAGAAGGACUUGCCGUAUGGCGAGAAGCCCCCACCAGUGAAUACGCACCUUCGCAAUGUCGUUGUGGUGCCGGAAAUGAUCGGUUCAGUGGUUGGUGUCUACAACGGAAAGCAAUUCAUCAAUGUGGAAAUUAAGCCGGAGAUGGUGGGGUACUACCUUGGCGAGUUCUCCAUCAGCUACAAGCCAGUUCGCCACGGCAAGCCCGGUAUUGGCGCCACACACUCUUCCCGUUUCAUCCCCCUCAAGUAA
Molecule: messenger RNA, 441 nt
Organism: Eimeria acervulina
Lineage: Eukaryota; Apicomplexa; Conoidasida; Eucoccidiorida; Eimeriidae
Product: 40S ribosomal protein S15, putative
Exons: 3
Coding region: 1-441 (146 amino acids)
Biological process (GO): translation; ribosomal small subunit assembly
Cellular component (GO): cytosolic small ribosomal subunit; ribosome
Molecular function (GO): structural constituent of ribosome; RNA binding
Source: RefSeq, a predicted model, not a curated record